This is a messenger RNA of Chlorella variabilis, 189 nucleotides long. RefSeq lists its product as hypothetical. The transcript is spliced from 2 exons. The record is from RefSeq and is a predicted model, not a curated record. The annotation marks the transcript as partial. Gene Ontology annotation, molecular function: RNA binding. Gene Ontology annotation, biological process: mRNA splicing, via spliceosome. Lineage: Eukaryota; Viridiplantae; Chlorophyta; Trebouxiophyceae; Chlorellales; Chlorellaceae. Gene Ontology annotation, cellular component: nuclear speck; cytoplasm.
AGGGCGGAGGAGGUUCGGGGCAAGUUUGAGCGCUAUGGCCCGAUCCGUGAUGUCUACCUGCCAAAGGACUACUACUCUGGGCGCCCCAAGGGCUUUGGCUUCAUCGAGUUCCUGGACAUCCGGGACGCUGAGGAAGCGAUCUACAACCUGGACCGCACGAUGUUUGGGGGGCGGGAGAUACAGGUGCGU